AUGCCCAAGCUUCGCUGGCGACCUCCGCGCCGCCGCGCGCGCGCCGACCGCCGCGGACGCCGUCGUGGCCCCGUGCGGGAGGGGGCCUCCACGGCCGCCGCCGCCACAGGCCCCACGCGGAGAAGGCCGCCGGCGUCGUGGCCCCGCGCGAGGAGCCGAAGCCGAGGACGACGAGGAGUAGCUCGGCUCGGCCACGGACCACGGACGGGAGGGAGCUCCGUCGCCGGCCGCGGGGGCCCUGCAGCCGCCGUGACGGAGCGGAAGGGGACGCCGCCCCUGUGCCUGCGCCUCCCCUGCGCGAGCCUUCGCCGCGGCCCGACCACCGCGCCGCCCCUGCUCCUCCCCUGCGCGCGCGCCUCCGCCGUAGCCCGGCCGUCGCCCCUGCGCGCGCCUCCGCCGCGGGCCUGCCGUCGCCCCUGCGCGCGCCUCAUCGAGGGAGGUGGGCCGCCGCCGCCGCGCCGCGCGGCAGUCCCGCCGGAGCCCGCCGAGCACCACCACAGAGGCGGGAGGAAGGGCGUCCACGCCAGCGACCUCAAGCCCGGCCGCCGCUGCAAAGGUGGAGCUCCAGGGGGCGGUGGAGGUGCUCCGGAGGCGGCGGCGCUGCAGGAGGGCCGGAGGGGGCGGAGAUGGAGGAGGAAGGCCGUCGUUGCCCCGCGCGGAGGAGGCCGGGGAGGGAAGCAAGUCGCGUGCCUCAAGCGUGAAUAG
This is a messenger RNA of Panicum virgatum (switchgrass), 705 nucleotides long. RefSeq names its product translation initiation factor IF-2-like. The transcript has a single exon. Lineage: Eukaryota; Viridiplantae; Streptophyta; Magnoliopsida; Poales; Poaceae. The record is from RefSeq and is a predicted model, not a curated record. Bases 1 to 705 code for a protein of 234 amino acids.